AUGACUCUACAUCUGGUGAAGAAUGUUCACAAUGGAAUUCAGUUGCCUCCUGAUGUGCAUACAGUUGCUAUGGUAACAGGAGAUUAUCUAUAUUAUCACUAUAGAUGUGAUGGAUUUGAUGAUCGGGGCUGGGGAUGUGGUUACAGAACUCUACAGACUUUAUGUUCUUGGGUGAGAAUAAAGCAAUUAAAAAUGGGAAAAGAGAGUAGAAAAGAACCAACAAAUCAAGAAAUUCAAGAAGCUCUUGUGACAAUGCAGGAUAAACCAGCUGAAUUUCUUGGAUCCAAGCAGUGGAUUGGUGCCUUUGAAGUCUGCCUCUGUUUGGACUAUUUCUAUGAUGUAUCCAGUAAGAUCAUACAUGUGACAAGUGGAGAUGACAUUGAGAGUAAAAUUCCUGAGUUGUUCAAUCAUUUCAAGAAUAUAGGAUCACCAAUUAUGAUGGGUGGUGAUACUGAUACAUCUUCUAAAGGUGUUCUAGGAAUUUGUCAAUCUCUGGAUAAAACAUAUCUACUUACACUGGAUCCACAUUUUUAUGGUAACCCAAAUAUCAGCAUACUACAAGAUGAACUCUGGGUUAAAUGGAGACCAUUGGAAAGUUUCAUGACAGAAUCAUUUUAUAAUUUAUGUCUACCACAGUUUGUAGAUAGCUGA
Messenger RNA from Saccoglossus kowalevskii, 651 nucleotides. RefSeq names its product ufm1-specific protease 1-like. The record is from RefSeq and is a predicted model, not a curated record. Gene Ontology annotation, molecular function: deUFMylase activity. NCBI's taxonomy places the organism in Eukaryota, Metazoa, Hemichordata, Enteropneusta, Harrimaniidae.